GCACCCGGCGUCCUCCCUUUGUUUCCAAUCGACUCUGAAGAAUUUCCACUUUUGAUAGAAAACGUUCCAGAUAUGUACAAGGUUCCGGGUCAAAACGUCUACUUUGUCCCCUACGGAAGCUCCCCAAUGGGUACCCAUCCCGUGUGGACAUCCCCCUCCUCCUCUCCAACCUACCAGCCCUUCCCCGAGUCGCAUUACUAUCCCGGACAACAACCCCAAUACUUUGAGGCAAUGGAUAGCAGCUCCCACCGACUUUACGUAGUACCCGGUGCAGGAUAUGAGCACGACUCGGAGGAUGAAGAGGUACGCCUUCGUGCAUACGCCUCAGAUGGUGACAGACGUUCCCGAAAGGUUAGCCGUGGUUUCUACGGAGCCCAAGAAGCGGGAGGCCCAGCUGCUUACUAUGCCGAGUCGAGUCGCAUCAAGGCGGAGAACAGGGUCAGCAUGCGUCCCCCACCUUCCGUCUCUCCCGCCAACAGCGCCGCGACGGACGAAUCGGGUCGAUCAUCUUCAUAUAGCAGCUCAGGCAGCUCCGCUGCGAGCUUUUUGACUAACUCGUGUUCGAAAGAUGGUUCAACCGAAGAGGAGACCAACUAUGGUGUAACGAUGGCCGAUACAAGGCGGCUGUUGAGGAGUAUCCCCCUCAUUUACGUGACUACCCUGAUGUUGGAGAUGUACUCAAAGCGUCGAGCUCCCACUUCAGCUUGGGCUUUGUGCAUUACUUUGCACAAAGGUCAAUCAUUUGGACUUAUAACUCCUUUAAAGCUGGUCACCAUUUGGUUCCGGUAA
Messenger RNA from Acaulospora colombiana, 789 nucleotides. The record is from the annotation of a GenBank genome assembly. Lineage: Eukaryota; Fungi; Glomeromycota; Glomeromycetes; Diversisporales; Acaulosporaceae.